AUGGACGCUAGCAGUGGUCGCCCUAGUGGAGCCGCUCUAAAAACCACCCGGCUACUCCCGAUACGCACGCCAAGAUCAGCAGUGGCCGAAUGGACGACGACGCACUAUUCCGCGGAGGAGGAGCUCUUGAACCCCACUGCAAGGCUCAUGGAAGCUAUAUACAUCGUCGUUACAGUCGGACUUGGCACGCCGGUAAACCUACCCGUCUUCAGCGCCGGCAUCGCCGCCCAGCUUGCCCGUUACCCGCACUUCCACAGCAUCCAAGUGACAGACGGAUCAAAAGAGCCACGGUGGGUGCGCACGGCGGUGAACGUGGACAAUCACAUCAUCGUCCCGACGCUGGAUCCUGUCGCCGUGGUGGCCAACCCGGACCGGGCCCUGGAGGACUACGUGGCCUCGCUGCCCGCGCUCCCCAUGGACUGCUCCCGCCCGCUCUGGGAGUUCCACUUCCUCGACUUCCCGACCUCAGAGGCCACCUCCACCGCGGUGAUCCGCGUGCACCACUCUCUCGGUGACGGGAUGUCGCUUAUCACGAUGCUCCUGGCGUCCGCGCGUAGUGCUGCCGACCCGACACGCCUGCCGGCCAUGCCGAAGCCGCCGGCGCGCACGGGCGCCAUCUACGAGCCGCGGCGCCGGCAGCAGUCGUCCGGGAGCGCCCUGGCGGCUUUCGUCACAUGGAUUUGGCCGUAUCUUGUGCUCGCAUGGAACACCAUAGUGGACGUUGCCCUCUUUGCUGCGACGAUUGUGUUCCUCAGAGACCCGCCCACGCUCUUCAGACGUGCGGGUGACCACGUCAUGUCCAAUCCCCACAGGCGCUUUGUACACCGGAGCCUUAGCUUGGGCGAUGUCAAGUUGAUCAAGAAUGCCAUGAACUGCACUAUCAAUGAUGUGCUUGUCGGAGCGACUUCUGCAGCUCUGUCACGAUAUUACUUUCGCAAUUCUGGUUCCUCUAAGACCAACAAACUAUGUUUGCGGUCUGUUCUCCCUGUCAAUACAAGGCCAACCACUAGCCUACAAACGUAUGUUCAUAUGAUAGAAUCAGGUAAGAGUGACGAUGUGGCAUGGGGAAAUCAACUAGGCUACAUCCUCCUUCCAUUUCAUUUAACGAUGCACGAUGAUCCGCUUGCAUAUGUUCGCAAGGGGAAGAAGACAAUUGAUAGGAAAAAGAGGUCACUUGAAGUUAUCUUCACGCAUAAGAUGAAUGAAUUGUUUGUCAAAAUGUUUGGCAUGAAGGCGGGCACUUCUAUCUUCCAACGUAUGUUCGCCAAUACAACUAUUUUAUUCUCAAAUAUGGUUGGACCAACUGAACAAAUCGAGUUAUGUGGCCACCCAAUUGUCUUCAUUGCACCUAGUGUCUAUGGAGGCCCACAAGCUUUGGUGGUGCACUACCAGAGUUACAUUAGCACUAUUAAGGUAAUUUUGGCAGUCGACGAUGACGUAAUUCCAGAUUAUACUCAACUCUUGGAUGAUUUCACUGAAUCCUUCGGGCACAUUAAGGAUGCAGCGUCGAAGCUUUCCACAUCCAUCAUCAACAGAGAGUAA
Molecule: messenger RNA, 1542 nt
Organism: Triticum turgidum subsp. durum (durum wheat)
Lineage: Eukaryota; Viridiplantae; Streptophyta; Magnoliopsida; Poales; Poaceae
Source: the annotation of a GenBank genome assembly